This is a messenger RNA of Geodia barretti, 2256 nucleotides long. The record is from the annotation of a GenBank genome assembly. Lineage: Eukaryota; Metazoa; Porifera; Demospongiae; Tetractinellida; Geodiidae.
GUGAUUAAAUUUUAAGCCACGUGGCGAGAGAGCGAACGGUUGAAGAAGAAAUGUCGACUACUGGACAGCUCUUGGUCGGCGGGGAGCGGCUGUCUGGAGCGAGCAUCCGGAGCCAGAAUGUUAUUGCCGCCUUGUCGGUGGCUAACAUUGUGAAGAGCUCAUUGGGACCUCUGGGACUGGACAAGAUGCUGGUGGAUGAUGUGGGGGAUGUGACGGUGACAAACGACGGAGCGACGAUACUCAAGUUACUGGAAGUGGAGCACCCAGCUGCAAAGGUUCUGGUGGAAUUGGCUGAUCUUCAGGACCAGGAGGUCGGGGAUGGAACAACGUCUGUGGUGAUUCUGGCUGCAGAGCUGUUGAAGACUGCAGAGGAGCUAGUAAAGUACAAGAUCCACCCCACGUCCAUCAUCAGUGGCUACCGACUUGCCUGCAAGAUGGCAGUAAAGUACAUCCAGGAGCAUCUGGUGGCAAAGGUGGAAGAUCUGGGGAAGGACUGCAUCAUCAAUGCAGCCAAGACAUCCAUGUCUUCAAAGAUCAUUGGAUCGGAGGCAGAUUUCUUUUCAGCGAUGGUGGUGGAUGCAGCCAUGGCGGUGAAGAGGACCGGCCCCAAGGGAGAGGUCAAGUACCCCAUCAAGUCGGUCAACAUUCUCAAGGCACACGGGAGGAGCUCUCGGGAGAGUGUCCUCGUCAAUGGCUACGCCGUCAACUGCACCGUCGCUUCUGAAGGUCUUUGUACAUAUGUGUUUGAGUUCUGCGGUUAAAUAGUGGUGGAACCCCUCGAGCAAGCCUAACCAGUCGUCUCGAGUUGCACGUUUUUCCAUAGACUGACGACAGUGGUGUUGACGAUUAUUGAGUUGGGCAUGUUGUCAGUUGACAUCUACACACGUCAGAAGCCCUCGGGCCCUUCACGUAGCGUCCUCACUGCACUCGCAACACCACAACGCAAGGGCCCUCGGGCUUAUCUUAUAAUGUGCUUAUCUUUCACAAAUUAUUAUUCAAAGAUCGCUCUCAUUACGUUUCCCUUAUAUGUACCUCACCCCUAGCAGCCCCAUUCUCUACAUGUUGUAUGUUGUUCCGCAGCAAUGCCGAAGGCGGUGUCAAAGGCCAAGAUAGCGUGUCUUAAUUUCAGUCUACAGAAGAUGAAGCUCCCUCUGGGAAUAUCAGUUGUUGUCCACGACCCAGACAAACUUCAGGCCAUCAGGGACAGGGAGUCGGACAUCACAAAAGAGAGGAUAAAGAAAAUCCUGGAUGCCGGAGCAAACGUCGUCCUCUGUACUGGCGGCAUAGACGACUUGUGUCUCAAAUACUUUGUCGAGGCCGGAGCAAUGGCCGUCCGUCGCGUCAAGAAAGAGGACCUGAAACGUAUCGCUAGGGCCACUGGAGCCACUGUGUGUGUAUCACUGGCCAACCUGGAGGGAGAGGAGACAUUUGACGCCAGUCUACUGGGCCAGGCUGAGACUGUGGCCACCGAGAGAGUCUGCGAUGAUGAACUCAUCUUGAUCAAGGGCCCAGGAGCAAGGAGUGCAGCGUCCAUAAUCCUGCGAGGAGCGAAUGACUUCAUGGUGGACGAGAUGGAGCGCUCGGUCCACGAUGCACUCUGUGUGGUGAAGAGGGUCCUGGAGAGCCAGCAGGUGGUGGCCGGGGGAGGAGCCGUCGAGGCCGCCCUCUCCAUCUUCCUCGAGACACUCGCCACUUCCAUUACAUCUCGGGAGCAGCUACCGGUGGCCUGGUUCGCCCGGUCUCUCUUGGUCAUUCCAAAGACACUUGCCGUCAACGCUGCCCUGGACUCAACCGACCUCGUGGCAAAGCUGAGGGCCUUUCACAACGCCUCUCAGACCAUGGGCGAGAGGGAGGACCUUAAAUGGGUUGGUCUGGACCUGUUUGGAGAGACUGUGAGGGACAACAAGGGGGCAGGCGUCUUGGAGCCUGCCAUGUGUAAGAUAAAGAGUCUCAAGUUUGCUACCGAGGCUGCCAUAACCAUCCUCCGAAUCGAUGACCUCAUCAAGAUAGCUCCCGAGGAAAAGAAAGACGACCCUCGCCACAUGCACUGAGACUCCUCCCCCCCCCCCUCUCUCUCUAGUGGUAACACCUACACGUGGUGACUGUAUUAUGUAGAGUGUUAGUAUUGUGGCACCAUCUUCUGUGUCUUGUGGAUGUCAUGUGUAUAUCAGGAGUUGCAGAAUGUAUAUAUACUGUGGUGUUGCUGUGUAUUUAUCCUCUGCGUGCUGCGUUUGCUUAUGCGCUCAGUGUUGUGUC